UCACACAGACAACAUGAACACAGGGGCAUGGACUUGGAGGGCACUGGUAAAGGCGUUUCUUCUCUGUGCUGCUCUGGGUUGUCUUAGUUUGCCUGGCUCCAGAAGUGAGAGGCUGCAUUCACUUGAGUUAAAUGCAGUCAACAGGAGCCUUGCUAAGAGCAGACAAGUACGGAGUGUGGCUGUUACCCCAGUGCCUAUUGACUGUGAGCUGUCCAGCUGGUCCUCCUGGACUACAUGUGACCCCUGUCAGAAGAAAAGGUACAGAGAUGCCUACUUGCUCCGGCCCUCUCAGUUCCUUGGGGAACCGUGCAACUUCUCUGACAAGGAGGUGGAAGACUGUGUUACAAACAGACCAUGCAGAAGUCAGGUGCGAUGUGAAGGCUUUGUGUGUGCACAGACAGGGAGGUGUGUGAACCGCAGGCUCCUUUGCAAUGGGGACAAUGACUGUGGAGACCAGUCAGAUGAGGCAAACUGUAGAAGAAUUUAUAAAAAAUGUCAGCAGGAAAUGGACCAAUACUGGGCAAUUGGCAGUCUGGCCAGUGGGAUAAAUCUCUUCACAAACAGUUUGGAGGGCCCAGUUCUUGAUCACAGGUAUUAUGCUGGUGGAUGCUCCCCUCAUUACAUCCUGAACACGAGGUUUAGGAAACCAUACAAUGUGGAAAGCUAUACCCCACAGACCCAAGGCAAAUAUGAAUUUGUACUAACAAAAUAUGAAUCGUACUCAGAUUUCGAACACAAUGUCACAGAAAAAGCCACUAGCAGGUCCAGUUUCAACCUUGGUUUUAAAAUAUCUGGCACAUUUGAACUUGGCAUUAAUAAGGCAAGCAAUCAAGGGAAAAUUUAUAUUAGCAGAACCAAACGAUUCUCCCAUACUAAAAGCAAGUUUCUGCAUGCACGCUCUGACCUUGAAGUAGCUCAUUACAAGCUGAAACCUAGAAGCCUCAUGCUCCAUUACGAGUUCCUUCAGAGAGUCAAGCAGCUGCCCCUGGAGUACAGCUAUGGGGAGUACAGAGAUCUCUUCUGGGACUUUGGAACACACUACAUCACGGAGGCUGUGCUUGGGGGCAUUUAUGAAUACACACUCAUUAUGAACAAAGAGGCCAUGGAGAUAGCAGAUUAUUCCCUUGACGAUGUCCAAGCUUGUGCCAAACUAGAUUUUCAAAUUGGUGGUGCCAUUAAGGGUGUCUAUGUCAAGCUGGGUGUGUCAGAAAAGAAAUGCAAGGAGAUUCUGAAUGAAAUCAAAGACAGAAACAAGAGGAACACCGUGAUAGAGGACUUGGUGGUCCUUGUACGAGGAGGGACAAGCGAGCACAUCACCACCCUGGUUUACAAGGAGUUGCCGACAGCUGACCUGAUGCAGGAGUGGGGAGAUGCUGUGCAGUACAACCCUGCCAUCAUCAAAGUUAAGGCCGAACCUCUGUAUGAACUGGUAACAGCCACAGAUUUUGCCUACUCCAGCACAGUGAGACAGAACAUGAAGCGGGCCCUGGAGGACUUUGAGAGAGAAAUCAGCUCCUGCCACUGUGCUCCAUGCCAAGGCAAUGGAGUCCCUGUCCUGAAAGGAUCACGCUGUGACUGCAUUUGCCCUGUUGGCUUCCAAGGCCCAGCCUGUGAGGUCACCUCUCGGAAAGAUGUCCCCAUUGAUGGGAAGUGGAAUUGCUGGUCCAACUGGUCUUCGUGCUCUGGAGGACACAAAACAAGACAAAGGCAGUGCAGAAAUCCACCUCCUCAAAACGGGGGCAGCCCCUGCCCAGGCCCUGCUUCAGAAGUGCUUAACUGUUAGGGGAAGGGGCACUGCUAGCAAGUGAUCCAGAUGUAUGCUAUAGACAGUGUGGUCUCGGACAUCAUAGAUUCAGGCCAGCUCACCCCACACCAGCUCCCA
Molecule: messenger RNA, 1882 nt
Organism: Castor canadensis (American beaver)
Lineage: Eukaryota; Metazoa; Chordata; Mammalia; Rodentia; Castoridae
Gene: C8b
Product: complement C8 beta chain
Biological process (GO): complement activation
Cellular component (GO): membrane attack complex
Molecular function (GO): protein binding
Source: RefSeq, a predicted model, not a curated record